AUGCGGUCUCCAACCUGUAACUCGGGUCUUUCGGGUGCGCUAUCUGCGAGGAGUUUGGCUGUCAAAGCUCCCGUCGACAAGAUUAUCUUAUCAGCGUUCAGGACCUUUCCAUCCAAGAACUUGACGCCAGCACAAUCUCCAGCAUCAUCAAAGGUCAAAGUUGACACUUCGCUUGGAACGUACUUGACGCCCAACUCGAGAGUGGCAUCGAUCAAUGCUUUCAGUGCUUUGGCAGCUUCCGCCCUUCCGCUCUUCUCAUUCACGAAAGCCUCCCUCACCCCUUCGAAGUCGGUAUCAUCAAAGAAACAGUCGUAG
Cadophora gregata is the source of this 315-nucleotide messenger RNA. RefSeq lists its product as uncharacterized. The transcript has a single exon. Lineage: Eukaryota; Fungi; Ascomycota; Leotiomycetes; Helotiales; Ploettnerulaceae. The record is from RefSeq and is a predicted model, not a curated record. Bases 1 to 315 code for a protein of 104 amino acids.